AUGGCGCAGCUAAUCGCGGCUGUUGCUGAAAUUUUGAGGUCCUUCCAAGACACACGCCGGCCAACUGACGGAAUGCCUUCAUUACCCAGUUUGCCGCUGUGUACCAGCGAGGCCUACGAUGCCUUUGUUAAUUGGCUUAGCGCUUAUGAUGCCUUUACAAGGGAGACGGUACGUAGAUUCUUAGACCUAUAUGCGUAUCUUUUGUAUGGAUAACAGGUAAAACGUCUAGCCACCGUUAAUGGCCGAAACGAGAAAGACUUUUCCAGGGAUCUUCUCUACUCGGUCACCCUCAAUGCCUCAAUUACCGCUGGGGUGGGUUAAGUUAAAAGCGGUAUUUAACGGCAGCCCCCUUUAUGGCCUUCAGAAUAGAAUGUCAUUAAUUUAAGUUUACAUGUCCAGAUGUUAUUCGUGAACACCGGCCCUCUCUUAUUGCACGAGAGAGUUCGUUCGCAGGAGUGCAAUUAAGUGUUUCCGUGGGACGUGAGACAAAUGUGUUGGCAUAGCCGAACGUCAGGACACUACCACGAUGGUAAGGUAUUGCCUUGAGUCGUCCUAACCUACUUGCAGUUCCCGUCUGUAUUACCCCGGCCUCACCUUACCUGACAAUAUCUUUCUCCGAAGACAUUGUAACUACGCCUUCGUUGAUAUCUUUAAAACCUGUGUAUACCCACACAUUUCUACGUUAUAUUGGUUGGCAUAGAAAAGUAUAAUACAAAAGCGCCUUGAUUUAGCAGUACGAUUUUUUCUGUUUAAUUUACAUUAUCGUACCAACUGCUUUCUUGCUUGCAGGGGUCGCCUACAGAUAUCGAAAGCCAUGCUCAACGUGUACUGUGGCAAGGUAUGAUUCAUAGUAUAUGCUAUUUUGACAUUUUGUUUGAUAAAUUCUCUCUAACCAUAAGAUGACGUCCAAAUGUAUAGUAUGGUAGUAACUUUAGGGUACUAGGCAAUGCCCUUGAUGACCCUAUUGAAAACGCUACAUGCAAUAUUAAUGUUAAAUACGCAUCUUACUACAAUGGUGUAUAUAACAUGUUCGUAUGUGGAAGAAGUUUUCCAGUUCGGAAGUGCGAAAUUCACAGCACAAUAAGUGAAAUUAUAUACAGUCAGCACCAAAUGUAGUCGUUUUGUGGUCUGCGGAAAAAAAUGUCAUCAAAAUGCGUUUCAGAGGGAUUUAAAUCCGGAAAUAAAGUUUAUAGCUGGUGCGGAUAGUCCUGCACUGAGAGUCGACUUUUAUCAUAGAUCAACCGAUGUGACUGUCUUUUGAAGACAGACAUUGUGUCAGAUGUCAUUAUUUCGUUUGGGAGUGAGUUGCGCGCUCGAAAAACUGGCUGACCGAAUGAAAACUUCCGAUGGUCUGGUUAGUUCAGGACUUCGAAGUGCCGCAUUGAAUCCUGAUGUGGCAGGGAUUGUGGGAAGGGAGAAAUCGGCAGCGUAAAGGGGGGCUGGGCAAAAACGGCGAAAAUAUGGCGUCCCCCUGCGCAUUUUUUCGGUGAAGAGCAACACUGGGGAUUUGCCCCGCAAGAGCCCUUUCAUAACUCUCUUCAGUCCUGCCACAGCCCUGCCAUAGGUCCGGAAAACGGGAGCUUGGCUCAGAACCCUCCCAUAUUACCAGUGAAGUUCUUCAAGACACAAUCCUAGACCUCAUUUUAUUUUCCAUAUAUUCUCUCAUAUUAACUGCUUCUCAUUCAUAUCAGUCUCAGUUGAAACUUUUUACAUGCGCGCAUAUAAAAACUUCCGCGAACGACCUUAAACUCGUAUAUGCAUAUGACAAACCUACAGUAUCCGAUAUUCAGAGAUUAAUGAAAAACAACUUUGAAAAACUUCGCGAAUGGACUAGUCAAUGGCAAAUGCCCCUUUCAACGGCAAAAUGGCACCCCUCAUUUUCGGUCCACAAAACUCUCUCCAUAAGAUCCGAGGAUAAUGAAACAGAGGAGGGCCGGUCAGUAAAAGGUUUAACUCUCAGCUUUCCCAAUACCCCUGACUUAUCUCCCCACGUCCAACAAAUAUCAUCGAAAGCCUGUCGCCGGUGUGGAUUCAUAUGCACAAGUUUCAGCCUAAAUGCACUAAGAAUACAACUUUUCAAAAUGUACGUUUUAACCCCCCUAGAUUACUGCUCAAUUUUAUUUGGCAUAAUGCCCUCAGAUGCCCGUAAGAAAUAAGAAGGCAUUCCAAGAUGUUUUAUUAAAUCUUUGUCCAGAUGUGAAGGUACCCAGGAUUCAUACUUAGAACUAUAUCAUAAAUGCGGUCUUAGACCGGUCUGGAUCAGAUGACUAAGCCACACUCUAAAUUUUUUAUUGAUGAUCACACACUUGGAUGUACUGGAAAGGACUUUACUAACUAAGAGUACCUAAAUUCGAAAAGUCCUAUCGAUCUUAUUUCUACCCCAUACGAUAUUGAUAAUUGAUAUUUUUUAUUUAAUGCCAGUUUACAGGCAUUAUCAAGGGAAGCGUUAAACACAAAUCCGACCAGCAGUGAAAAAAACUCCCGAGUUAAAGGAAUAAAAAUAUAUUUGAUGGAGGUUUUUAUGGUUUGGAGGGUUCAGGAGAAAAAACUACUGGCGGCAGACAUUCAACCGUAAAGAAGGGGGGAGGGGGUUGCAUGGUAUCGGAGAUUAUCAGACGUCAAUUCCUUUCAUUAAGUUGGGGAUAGUCAAAGCAGAGGCGUAGAGGAAUAGCUGUCGCUGUUGGCCAACGAAACUGUGUGUGGUGAGACCGGCCAUACUGUUCAGAGACCACAAACGCCAUCGCUACGGUAGAGUCGAUCAGUGGAUUCAGAACCCAAAAUACGUGGGAGUUUUUCUGAAUGCAAAAGUCAAGUAAUAGUUCUCAUAAAUAAAGGAUAAUAUUGCACCGAAAGCCUGUCACAGUUAGAAUUUCACUGUGACAAGAAAGCCCCCAUUUGGCGCGUGAGAUCAGAGGGAGAGAAGUUCACCGACGGUGGUGGCCCUCGGGGGGAGAGAGUGGAUUUUGGCUGCGUCAUCCAAAUGUCCGUCCAACUCGAGGGAGGGGAGAUAAAGACAGUAAAGAACAGAAAAUGGACAGUAAGGAACCAUUUUAGGUUACGGGAUGUGACUUAACACCAUUAUAAGGUGUAACGUGUUCUUAGCCGUAGAACUAUCCACCGAGUGGUCGGGAACAUAAGCUCUGACAAAAGGUUAUCCGUCGGACAUUCUGUCAAGAACCUUCGAACUAUUUGGAAGGUAUUAAGAAGUCCAAAUGGCAUACGUAGAAAGCCGAAAAGACCAAAGGAAAUGGUUACGAUAGUCUUCCAAACGCCCUCGGCAGGGGUAGGGAUCUGGUGGGACGUUUGGAUUCAGGAGAAGACAUACUUACCGAAGAGGGUGCUGUAAAAUAUCUAAAGAUGUAGAACGGUGUAGCGGUCAGGGCUAGUGACUGUGUUCAAGACCCUGUUGACAGAAUAACGAAAACAGACACCAGUGUUGGUCUUUGAAACCUUGUAGAGGGGCGAUAACACUCGACCAAUGUGCCUGAUAUCAGCUUUUGAGGCAGUCAGAGUUGCAGAUGCGAGCCGAAAAUGCCAAGAAAUCAUGGAAGAAUCAGUAGUCUUAUUGGCAAAUGUGAAUCCUUGCUACUGAUCACUGGUAUGCUAUCUACUAGAUACCUAUUAUCAACAUCGCUUUACUGACAAUUUCGGAUAUAAAUACCGACGUUAGGCAAUCAUGCUCUCACUCUGCCAGUCUAAAGAGAGGCCCAGUCAGUCACUUAAUUAAAUGUCUUGCUUGCGGAACUGUAGACUCAUGUUCUGUCGACUCUGUGAAGAAUAUUUUGAGCGUAGCACGGGCUAAGUUGGUCGAACUUAUCUCAUUGCGGAAAAGGCCACGGAUAUGCUGCUUUGUUUUGCGGGUUCAAAUUCAAAACUCUUAGGCGACAGCAUAGCGGUGAGCAGAUUAGAGAUUUACCGCUCCCGGUGCUUUCAAUAGAACGAACCAGUGCAGCUCAUCUUAUCAGCCAAAGUAUACGAGUUGCAAUCUGCGUUUCAGGCAAUACAAAAGGAUUCGAUAGCUUUUAAUACAUGCAGGCUUCUUUGUCCAUGAUCGACGCGUCGUUCGUAUUCGACUCAAUAUUCGCCUGUCUUCCUGUCUUUUGAUAUUUCGGUCAUCCAUCUCUGCCAAAAAACGUCCUCUCAAAACAAGCUGAGAAAUAAUCUUUAAAGUGUAAUUUACCCUCGUCUUCGUUAAUCACGAUAUUGCAAUAGCUUCCUAUUGCAUUGCGGCUCACAGAAAAUCGCUAUCAGGGGCUCAAUGAGGUAUCUGACUCAGUUAAAUGUGGGUUUACACGAAGAUCGAUUUAAAGUGCCUCCAAGUCAGUAUCCUGCCAGCGAAGUUGACAAGCUAACUGCGAAGGCUUAGAAUUGCAUAUGAUGUUGAACGUCGUUCGGGAAACAGCUUGACUUUGUAUCUAGUAAUUAAGCCAUUUGUCAGCCUAAACCGCGCGUUCUAAAUUACUUUAAUUUUGCCGACGCGGUGAGCACUCGAAUCCACGUUUGGUCAGCCAAUGGGCAAAAAAUAUACACUCGGAAAAUGCCGAUUCGACCCUCAUUAACAAACUAUUUUCUAUUUUCUGCGACAUGGCUUGCCGGAAAUACUUAAGUUGCCCUAAACUUAACGCGACGGACCACCGACCAUCAAUCAUAAAGAACGCUCAACACUUUUGAAACCGAUCACAAAUAAAUUGAAAAUGAAAUACUGACAUACUGUGAUGGAUGCUGAGAACUCGCCAACUGAGUGUUAAGAUGAGAAGUUGGCGUUGAUCUCGCCACAGGCAAAAUAGCGUUAUUUCUUAGGCAUUUCAAAAUUAAACCCCAGAACACGAUGCAAAAACAUAAAAAAAUCAAUCAGCCAGACAACAGGAAUAUCAAGACACCGUAAACGUCGUCGGACGUCAUGAUAAACAAAAAAUAAAAUUAACAGUCGUAUGAGCAAACUCCUGACCCGACCAAACUGCAGGCGAGCAAGACGAAAACAGACAGACAUGAAGUGAAAUCUUGCAUUUCCCUAAGUCCGGCAACUCUUUAACCUAGAGAGUCCGCGUUCACACGAAUGAACAAGCGUAUGUAAACCCUCAAGAAAAUCCGCGAACAGUAGUCGUAUAGACUCACCUAUAUCACAAAAGAACGCUAGCGGCAUCCAUUAUGUAUGUCUUUUACGCUAUAAUGCAACAGAUCAUAAGAGGCAGGAAAGUAAAGGAGUAAAGGCGUUCAUCAAAAAUGUGCGCAACUUGGCAACAGACCUGGGCGUCACAAGCCGGACAACAGGCUGGCCCAAACGGGCGGAUUUGGAGAAUAGGUGGUUCUAGCUGAAAGAGUCGAAGCGACGUUUUAAAAUCAACCGCUAAAUUCCCCGCUUGUGAGCGAUGUGAAAACAAUAACAAAGGUAGUGCCAAAGUUGUAGCAGUUUGCAUCUCCUUGCCCUCAAGGCAUGGACACGGGCUUGUAUCACCUGUCAACGGAGUAAGAUCCAGCGUCACAACAAGGCCCCCACUGGCAGCUUCCCCGGCCCUGGUUCAAGGUUCAGGCACGUUCACCUGGACAUUGUAGGCCCCCUGCCUCUGUCCAAUGGCUACUCCUAUCUCCUCACCUGUGUACGUUUCACUCAGUGGCCUGAAGCUAUUCCCCUGCCUGACAUUGCUGCUCCAAAGGUGGUCAGGGUUUUUUUCAGUCGUUGGUUUGCUAUCUUUGGUGCACCCUCCACUAUCACGACUGGCCAUGGUGCCCAAUUUGAAUGUAACCUCUUCCAUUCUCUUCUCUCUUUUUUAGGCUGUACUCGCAUCCGCACUACAGCCUAUCAUCCGACAGCCAAUGGGGUGGAUGAGCGGUUUAACCGUCAGCUGAAGGCCUCCCUACGCGCCGCAGACGAUCCGGAGGAGAACUGGACAGACGACCUCCCCCUAGUCAUGUUGGGCAUUCGCUCCUCCCUCCAGUCGGACCUUGACUGUUCCGCUGCUGAACCCGUGUUCGGUGCCACCGUCCGGCUUCCCGGUCAAAUGAUCUCGCCAGUCCCGCGAUUUGCCGUUGAGGAUCCUACCAACCUCCUGCAUCGCCUCCAUCAAUUCCUGCGGACACUUUCCCCGGUUUCACCCAGGCCAUCCGUCUCCAAAUCUUACCUCGAGAAAGACUUGGCGACAUGCUCUCACGUCUACCUCCGAUGUCAUCGAGUCCGCCAGCCCCUGGAACCACCCUACGACGGCCCCUUCCGAGUUAUCUCUCGUGGGACGAAGAACUUCCGCAUCCAACGUGGAACUCGCGAGGAGGUCGUGAGCGUGGACCGUCUCAAAGCUGCCGUCCCGGACACUCCUCUGGAUGAGCCCUGUGGUUCCCUCCCACCUGCUCCAUCUCCCCCACCCUCUAUCCCUCCGUCCUGUAUAUUUCCUCUGCCCCAUGUCAACGACCCCCAACUGCAACUACCCCUUCAUCAACCGCAAACACUGUAA
Spirometra erinaceieuropaei is the source of this 6446-nucleotide messenger RNA. NCBI's taxonomy places the organism in Eukaryota, Metazoa, Platyhelminthes, Cestoda, Diphyllobothriidea, Diphyllobothriidae. The record is from the annotation of a GenBank genome assembly.